Messenger RNA from Caenorhabditis auriculariae, 1571 nucleotides. NCBI's taxonomy places the organism in Eukaryota, Metazoa, Nematoda, Chromadorea, Rhabditida, Rhabditidae. The record is from the annotation of a GenBank genome assembly.
AUGGAGAUUCAGGUGUAAAUUUUUCCAGAAAACUUAUGUUUUCAUGGUUUUAGCCUCGUAUACGAACCAGCAUUGAUGAACUGGAAAAGAUAACUUUGACGGUUAAUUGUUUAGGUCUCUUCUCAUCGAACGAAUUAGUGAGUUUUCGGGAAUUUUUUUUCGAUUCUUACAAAACGCUGUUGAAAAGUUUAUACACUGAAUACCAGCACUGUAGGUAUGGUUUAGCUUAUCUUUUUGUAAACAAGUUUUUUUUUCCUUUUCGCAAGCAGUAAAGAGGCUCUACAAGUGUAUGUAUAUCCUAGGAUGAAAAAAUCGGCAAAACUCUAUGCGAGAAAUCGUUUACAACAAGUUCGAAGUUGGGUUUCUCGUUUAUGGUGUCUUCGGCUCUAGACUUUGUUCAUGCGCUCUCAAAAACUCUGGAGAGGAACUUCAAAAAUUGAUCAAACAAAUUUAUGAUUCUCCACCUAGGUGUAAUCUUUUAUUGAAGUUUUAGUUUUCAGAUAGACGAUGUCCCGACGGACUCCCUUUCUUUCCUGUUGUUGCCUUGUUAUCUCGGUGUCUUGCACCAGAACAUCACUACAGAACCUAAAGUUAAGCUGGCGGAGCUCGAAAGGGCGACCAUCUACUACCAAAGCUUUCUAGAAAGAGCAAGAAAUCUCAAAAUAAUUGAUUACAAUUUCCAUUGGGAUGUUGAGGCUGAGGAGGAGAAAUUAGGUAAAUUCGAAUUUUGGUUCAAUAAUAACUUUCUUUAGACGGUGAGAGAAGGUCAAAACUCACAGCAGAACAAGCGCGAAGUUUGAAGCUGGCCAGGUUUCGAAAGAAAAAGGAACUGACUGAAUUGGAGUCGAGCAUCCGACACCAAAUUCAAACUUCCGACUCAGAAGAUUCCAUAUUAGUGAGCUCAUUCCACACCUCUUUCUUUUUUAAUACUGUUUUCAGCGUCACUUAUAUGUAACCCAACUGAAAUAUUGGUGUGAGAAGUCUUUGGAAGAACUCCAGUCCAUAGAAGGUAUCUUUAUUGUUUCGAUUUUGAAUUUUCCUUCCGUCUGGAAAAUAUACACAUAGUUCUCUUCAGAAGAAACGCCUUUGCUGAAGAUGAUGGCGGAACGUGGAUCAACACCUAUGGAACCCCGCCCACCACGUAGGAAUUUUAAAAGUUCUCGAACGAAUGUAUAUUAUCAGAAUUAGAAGGUCUUAUAACAACAGCAAGGAAAAGUUUUUCAGGGAUAGCGUCAAAACCCUUCAUAAUAACUAGGGACGAACAGCAGAAAAAAGUUUUCGGGAUCGGUUAUCCGGCUAUUCCCACAAUGACUGUCGAUCAAUGGUACGAGAAACGGUUUGGACAUGGUCAGCAGGCUUCUGCUCCAAGUUCUUCCGCUCCCAGGUUUUUCUAUUUUAUGUCUUGAGCUUUUUAAAUUCAAGUUAUACAUGUUAAAAUACUUUGUUCAUUCAGAAAGGACGAUUCAGAAGAAGAUGAAAACGACGAUGAAUCAAGGCAGCGGAAGAUCAGGAUGGACGAGUACAAGGAUACUCACCGCCGAGGCUGGGGCAACACUCACAACAAAGGAUGA